GUUGACCAAAAUUUCGCUGUGUGCAUGAGACACACACUCGCACUCCUCCAGCCCUUCACAGCUGAACGCUCCCACCGUUGCGAAGAUGGGAGAAUUUUUGCUCUGAGCGUGAGACCCUGAAGCGCAAGAGAUGACACUAUGUGUAAAGACGAUCAUAAUUCGAUAUGGUCAAGAUGCGUCGAUUAUCGUUUCAUUUAUCUGGUAAUGAUGUUUUCACUUCAUCAAAAUUUUAAACAUUAACAACUAGGCUGAUAACAAUAGUUGAAAUGUAAAUCAGAAUAAAAUCAAUUCAUUUGAAGUAAAAUAAAUUCCAUUAUACUUUAUUUUGACCAUAUGAUCAACACUUGUACAUAGUGCCAUUUACUUUGUGUUCUUGGUAAAAACCCAAUACCGCGCUGUAAAUAAACCAGUGACAGUUCGAACAUGCGACCUGGGAACUGUGGGUCGCUCCACACUCUUUGUGUCAGUUUCAAUUGGUGUUGUUUUCAUUUAUGGCGGUUUGUUUACAUUUCGUUGCGGUUAUCAUCAGUUCCCGUGGUUCGAUAUUCGGUCGAGCUUUCUUUUCGUCAACCUCAUCGUGACGAUCGUGGUGCUCGGUGGACUGUUGGCAACGAUCGAAAAGCAUCUGCCCACUGCCAUCCGGCAGACGUUUGCUGCCCUCUGGUCGGUGGCCGGAUUUGCCGUCAUGAUGUAGCCAGCGCGGGACUACGUAAUCGCCUUCCUCGAUACGUUGGCAACCAACAAGCGUAUGGUGCGCACCACGCCUACCGAGACGAUGGCAUGACGGCAUGCCAUGACGCUGAUCACGCUGCAGUGUUUGCGCCGGUUCCACAAGACCUGGUUCGUGCAGGUGUUCUCGAGCAAGCUGAAAAUCACCCACCAGUUGUACGUGGAACACUUUCACAACUAUCCGAAGCAAGCUCGUCAGGAAAACACUCGUCCCGUUCGUUUUGUGAGAUCGACGGUGCGGGUUGCUGGUUCCCGGCUGAUGGGAUUCAGCUGGUUUUCCUGGAUCUUCUGUGAAUGCCUUGUUCCACGGACCGGUCGUCGAUGCACUCGAGGCGCACCGCAUUGACGAGCGGCAGUAGCAGGAUGCAAUCGGCGCGGCCGAGCUGGCAGCGAAGCCGGUUCUCGGUGAGCCAUUCACGCCGAAUGAGGGCGGUCAAGAGCCGGCUGCAUACGUUCGAUAUAUUCGCUACGCGCACGAUCAAACUGUGUAACGAUGCCGAGUGUGUCCGGCCAUCGCGACUAGAAGCAUAGCGGAAGUUAAGUUGCGUCGUCUAUUGUGGUGCGAUGCACUGUAUGUUCCGGGUGUGCGAUUGAGCUUCAUGUUUGUUUCUUUUUUGUUCACAGACACCUUUUCAUCAACAACUGGCAUGACUAUCGGCGCACGGUCGGUGGCUCUAGCGAAGGGGAGGGUGCGUUCCAAUCGGCUGGCAGGACACAGAUCGGAUCGGUUAGGACAACGAUCGGCAUAGUACGGCUCGCGACCCGCAUGUGGCUAUUUGUUGACUAGGUGGAGGCUCUUUAUCGUUCACACAUUUUCAAUAAUUUUCAUACAUGUUCUCUUUUGGUUA
This is a messenger RNA of Anopheles arabiensis, 1577 nucleotides long. RefSeq lists its product as uncharacterized. NCBI's taxonomy places the organism in Eukaryota, Metazoa, Arthropoda, Insecta, Diptera, Culicidae. The record is from RefSeq and is a predicted model, not a curated record. The coding region runs from base 794 to 1075 and encodes 93 amino acids. The transcript has 2 exons.